UUCAAUUCACUCGAAAUACGCUCAUUAAAUUUGCACAAUGCACGCGGUGCAUGCCACCCAGUGUCAAGUUUAAAACUUUAAGGGCCGCAAGCAACCAACAACAGAUUAGUGGGGUCGCAAAAAACACGCAUAGUGAAUAAUCUACGAUUGCUGAACGACGAUUAAGUUGCAUUUAAAUCAAAUGCGGGUAAUUUUUAACAUUCAUGUUCAAAGGUAUUUGUAUUCGCCACCCGAUUUCCUAUCUGUUUUGGCAGUUUUCAAUCGCCCGACAAGCCAAACGGACAUGAACAACGGCACAGUGGGAGCUCCGAGGAAUCACAGCAACUAUGUGAUUCCCGGUCUGUAUGACCUCUCCGUGGAGGACACCAACUGGGUCCUCACCUCCUCCUUCAUCAUCUUCACCAUGCAAACGGGAUUCGGUAUGCUGGAGUCCGGUUGUGUGAGCAUCAAGAACGAGGUGAACAUCAUGAUGAAGAACGUGAUUGACAUCGUUCUGGGCGGAUUUACUUACUGGCUCUUUGGCUAUGGAAUGAGCUUCGGCCGCGGCCCACUCUCCAAUCCAUUCAUCGCCAUUGGAGACUUCAUGCUGGAUCCGCCGGUGGGCGAUGCCCUGAUGGGACAGAUCUUUGCCGCCUUCCUGUUCCAACUCUCGUUUGCCACCACGGCGACAACUAUAGUCAGCGGCGCCAUGGCUGAACGUUGCAACUUCAAGGCAUACUGCCUGUUCUCCUUCCUGAACACCGUUGUGUACUGCAUCCCCGCUGGUUGGGUGUGGGGAGAGCAUGGAUUCCUCAACAAACUAGGCGCUGUGGAUAUCGCCGGCAGUGGACCAGUGCAUCUGAUUGGAGGCGCAUCCGCCUUCGCCUCGGCCGCCAUGUUGGGCCCUAGGCUGGGUCGUUACUCCGAGGGAUAUGACCCGCUGCCAUUGGGCAAUCCUGUCAACGCGUGUAUGGGUCUGUUUGUGCUCUGGUGGGGCUGGCUGGCCUUCAAUUCGGGCAGCACCUAUGGCGUCAGUGGGGCUAAGUGGCAGUACGCUGCUCGAGCCGCCGUUAUGACCAUGAUGGGAUCUUUCGGAGGCGGGUUCACCAGCUCUAUCUAUUCCUUUUGGCGCCAUGGAGGCGGCAUGGACAUCAUGGAUCUGAUCAAUGGAGUGCUCGGCUCCCUGGUGUCCAUAACGGCCGGCUGUUUCCUGUACCGCGCCUGGGAAGCCCUCGUUAUCGGAGCCAUUGGCUCGCUGUUCUGCGUGCUAGCCAUGCCGCUUUUUGAUCGCAUGGGCGUGGAUGAUCCGGUGGGAGCCAGUGCGGUGCACGGAGUUUGCGGCAUCUGGGGCGUUAUUGCCGUGGGACUGUUUGCGGAUAAUCCUGUUCCCCUGGACACGACCAACGGACGCAGUGGUCUGUUCAAGGGCGGCGACUGGUAUCUGCUGGGCAUUCAGACGCUCUCGGCAUUCUGCUUGGUCUGUUGGGGCAUCUGCUCCACCUUCCUGCUGCUGUAUGUGAUCAACAAGAUUAUACCCAUUCGCAUGGAUCCACACGAGGAGCUGCUGGGCGCCGAUCUAACCGAGCACCGGAUUCGGCACUCACAAAUCGGUUUAUCGCGAGCCAUUUCAGCUUUGGCGCCCAUUAAGGUGGACCUUAAGGAAAUCGCCGGCAUCCAGCCCAUCGGCAUCAAUCCUGGCCACGAGCGCAGCAUAGAUCAGCUGCGAGCGGCAGAGGACAAAUUGCAGCAGUGGCAAUCCUACCUGGAGCAGGUGAGUGGUCCGCGAGCCAACCUAAAAAUGGACGCCGGUCAGACGCCCUCCGACAUCAACUUUAAGUCCAAGACGGCGGGCAACGUCUUCAGCCGUCGAAACCCAGCCCGGAGGAGCAUCAGUGGUGGCCUGUACCGAUCCAACAACAGCGAGUUACCGGUGAUAGGUUCUGUGAACCUACCUCAAAAGCCGGAAAAGGAUCCCAACUUUGCCUGGGUUGAUUAGACCUUUCUAAUAACUGAAGUCACAAAUUUUAAGAGAUUUCAAUGACCCAACAGUAAAAUCUGAUGAAAUCUGGCCGCUCAAAAUGUUUACUUAAGCCUCUAGAUGUUUCUGCCACGUCAGUUUGAUUCGGAUAAAACAGUCUAGAUGGUUCUUUAAUGGAGUGACUAAUUGUCUAUUUACUACGUAAAGAUUAAUCCAGAAUGGUGGGUGUGGCUGCCCCUUAACUUUAUAGCUGCAUGCUCAAACACAGAGAUCGCAAACGGAAUUCAACAAAAUAAAAAAGUAAUUAUAUUUCUUCAAAAUAAUUAUACAAGCAAACUGUAUUUGUUUUUCGUUGAUAGGAUUAGUAGACUUGUUAGCGAAGGCAAUUCCAAUCUUAUUAUAUCAAACAAACCCAAUUUAGUUCUAGAAACAAUGCCCCCUUAUCACUCCUUAUCAGCUACUACUUAAAUAAGGGUUACCACGCACAUACAUAUGUAGGCAGGAAUCAAGAUAUUGUACACAUGCUGUCCUAUAUGACCACAAAACGGCACAGCUGAUAAAAUUAAUAUAUUUCACCAAGUUCCUUUAAAGCUGAAAUAAAUUCAAAUGCGCAGUAAAACACCAGCUUUUGCAAUUCUCAAAUUUAUUUAUUGAAUUCAAGUACAAGCAAAUAUUGUUUGGAUGAUCGAUCGAUGACAAUAAUAUAAUAUAUACUAUUAUGGAGCAGUGUGUUUGGUUUUGUUCUAGUAUGAAUUUAUAAUUUAUAUAAAUGAACUACGGGAGCAGUUGUCGUUUUACCCGUUUGUAGUUUGAGGGUGUUCAGUUUUGUUUAAUGUUUGGCGAGUUUCUAAUUUAGAAUCCAAGUUUGUUUAAGCAACUCUUCUACUG
Drosophila yakuba is the source of this 2845-nucleotide messenger RNA. It is a transcript of the gene Amt, whose product is annotated as putative ammonium transporter 2. Bases 182 to 1975 code for a protein of 597 amino acids. Gene Ontology annotation, biological process: ammonium homeostasis; ammonium transmembrane transport. Gene Ontology annotation, molecular function: ammonium channel activity. The transcript has 3 exons. Gene Ontology annotation, cellular component: membrane. NCBI's taxonomy places the organism in Eukaryota, Metazoa, Arthropoda, Insecta, Diptera, Drosophilidae. The record is from RefSeq and is a predicted model, not a curated record.